AAUUCCACUCAACCCAGACUCCACAAACAACCACGAAAAAUGGGCAACUGCUGGACCGGUCUCUGCUCCAAGGAGGAGGAGUCGAACGAUAUCAACUCGUCGGAACGGACACACUUGCUCAAGUCGCCCGUGAUUAACAACUACCAUCAGGACUCCCGCUCACAGCCUUACCCAGUCACCUCAUCUUCGAUAUCAGGCUCGACACAUCGAGGAAGCGCCCAUUCGACAAGAAGCUCGCGCACUAGCCGAGUAGUGGAAGCCAAUUAUCUGGCCAAAGUAGAGGCACGGACACAAGAAGCCAUGAUCGACGUGUACGGUUUUAUGCCGCCAUCAAAACGCCUAGACCGCGCUUUCGACUUUUCGGCAAUUGCCAGCAAGCUGCCAAGCGUUCAAUCAGUGCAAUUGGUUGACAGCUUGCCGGAGGUCAGCGACGCGGCACCCGUCCAAAUCCUGCUCGCUAAGGCUCCUCUGUCGGCCAGCGAGCUCAGCAACUUUAAGCAAACGGCUGCAGCUCUGUCACGCUCAGCGUCCAAAGUCGCCAUCGAGUCCAAGGACUCGUUGACUGCCAAACUUCUGGAUGAUUGAGUAGCAGCAAUAUACUGCGCCACGUUCUCUCUCUCUCUCUCCCCUCCCCC
Messenger RNA from Capsaspora owczarzaki ATCC 30864, 635 nucleotides. RefSeq lists its product as hypothetical. The transcript is spliced from 5 exons. NCBI's taxonomy places the organism in Eukaryota, Filasterea, Ministeriida, Capsasporidae. The record is from RefSeq and is a predicted model, not a curated record. The coding region runs from base 40 to 585 and encodes 181 amino acids.